Messenger RNA from Condylura cristata (star-nosed mole), 2350 nucleotides. It is a transcript of the gene IP6K3, whose product is annotated as inositol hexakisphosphate kinase 3. Bases 220 to 1449 code for a protein of 409 amino acids. Gene Ontology annotation, cellular component: nucleus; cytoplasm. Gene Ontology annotation, molecular function: inositol hexakisphosphate kinase activity. The record is from RefSeq and is a predicted model, not a curated record. The transcript is spliced from 6 exons. Gene Ontology annotation, biological process: inositol phosphate biosynthetic process; phosphatidylinositol phosphate biosynthetic process. NCBI's taxonomy places the organism in Eukaryota, Metazoa, Chordata, Mammalia, Eulipotyphla, Talpidae.
UCGCAGACACCAGAAGACUACUUUCCACUGGACCCUUCUACCACACAUUCCCCAUGGCCCCCCCAAGAAGGAGACCCUGAGGCCCCCCUGCCGAGAGCCCUCCGUGGGGACAGCAGCAGCGGCCCAGUGACAGCACCACACUCUGCCCAGGAGCCGCCACGUCUACCUCAGGCUCUCCUCUUGGGGGUUUGCGGGACGCCCCACCCCCCGCGCCGAAGCAUGGUUGUGCGGGCAAGCAUGGACUCCGGGGACGCCGUGGUGAACGUGCAGCUGGAGCCCUUCCUGCACCAGGUCGGCGGGCACCUGAGCGUGCUGAAGUAUGAUGAGCACACCAUCUGCAAGCCCCUCAUCUCCCAGGAGCAGAAGUUCUACGAGUCCCUGCCGCUGGCCAUGAAGCAAUUCACCCCUCAGUACAAAGGCACCAUCACCGUGCGCCUCCAGAAAGACAGCCUCGGCCAUCUCAGCCUGGUUGCCAACCCGCCCCAGGAGGACAGGGGCUCCUUCCAGGUCUCCAGGGAGUCGGCCGUGGCGAUAUGGCAGUCACUCCAGCAGACCACGGCGGGCAGCAGCGGCGCCCGCCCCCUGGCCCAGUGGCAGCACGCCCAGCUGGCGCACUCGCUCACAGAGAGCCCAGCCACCACGCUCCUGAGGUCCGAGUUCCACCUCAACGCCCAAGUCUCCCCCUUGGUGGAAGAUGGCGAGGGACUCCAAGCCGAGAGGAGGAGCUUUAACCCGUGGGGCCUGCACUGCCACCAGGCCCACCUGACCCGCCUGUGUGCCGAGUACCCGGAGAACAAGCGGCACCGCUUCUUGUUGCUGGAAAAUGUGGUGUCACAGUACAAGCAUCCCUGCAUCCUGGACCUGAAGAUGGGGACCCGGCAGCACGGGGACGAUGCGUCCGAGGAGAAGAAGGCCCGCCACAUGAGAAAGUGUGCGCAGAGCACCUCGGCCUGCCUGGGCGUGCGCAUCUGUGGCAUGCAGGUCUAUCAAAUUGAUAAGAAGCAGUUUCUUUGCAAAGACAAGUACUAUGGAAGGAAGCUCUCGGUUGAGGGGUUCAGACAAGCCCUCCAUCAGUUCCUGCACGACGGCACCCGCCUCCGGACGGAGCUGCUGGGGCCCAUCCAGCACCAGCUCCGGGCCCUCCUCUCGGUCAUUAAGAGCCAGAGCUCGUACCGAUUCUACUCCAGCUCCCUCCUCAUCAUCUAUGACGGGCAGGAGCUGCCAGCAAGCACCUCGGGCGGCCCCCUUCCCCAGGAGGCAUUGCACCCGGCCCCUGGCAGCUCCCCGGGAGAGCUCGCCAAGGUUGACAUCCGGAUGAUCGACUUUGCUCACACGACGUACAAAGGCUCCUGGAACGAGCACACCACUCACGACGGACCAGAUCCGGGCUACAUUUUUGGCCUGGAAAACCUUAUCCAGAUCCUGGGGGCGAUUCAAGAAGGAGAAUGAGAUCUGCCAGGUCCACUGGGAUUCUCCUAGAGUAUCUGUCUCAAAAGGGACCUCUUAGGAGGUAGGGUGGUCAAGACACCCUUCGACGUCUUUGUCACCAUCAUAUCUACAUUCAAAAGUCCUGCCUAGACGUGGCAGGCUGUCCUCGCUGCUGCUAAGGAAACCAGUUCUGGAGCAGAUUCCACGGGUCCUGGUACCUUGCACGAAUGCUGACAGGACAGUCUGUGUAAACGGGCCCAUUUGGCAGUUGAUCCGGGGAUGCAGCGUGAGCUAGCGACCAGCACUGCGGUGAGAUUCUGGAGUAUUUGCAUUCAAAAACGCUUUGCUGUCGUUGCAGUCCUCACAAGCUGUGAGGCAAAAAAAUCUUACUUGAAGAAGCCUUGAGGAAUGAGUUCACAAGUUCAGCUUUCUGUUGGCAUGGGCUGCCCGCCCAAGGGCAAACAGAGCCAAGAAACACCUCUUCCUCCCUAAGAGGCGUUUGAGGUGGGGCAGGGUGAAGAGGAACAGAGCUGCCCACCUCCUUUGCACCCAGGUUCUGAAUGGACAGCUGAGACCCCGUUCUCCAUUUUUGCCCACGGACGGUCCCGACAGACUUCCUAUUGCCUGCUGGAAGCAAUGAUUCUGCCAGGUUCCAGCCACAAGGUGGCUCUGACCAUGAAAAGCUGCUUACGGUGGGGGUGUAACGCACAUGAGGAGAAGCCACGUGAAAUACACUCUCCACUGUCUUAUUUAUUUAUUGGGGGGGAUGGGGUGAGGGAAGAAAGGAGCCAGGAGGACCCAUGAAACCUGGCACAAUGUUUACAAGAUUGGUGGACAAGUGUAAAUAUGGAACUAAGAGUAAACAGUUCUAAUGAAUUCCUUCUUCUGCAGUGUGGAAACCUAUUACAAUGCCCUUGAGUCA